AGUGCAGACUCUUACUUCUGGGUUUGCAGCACUGGCCACCUCUGUGGCAUUUAACUCAAGUGUGUGCAGAAGUUGACUCUAACUCUGGCUUUUGUGACAGAAGCCAGGUCCCAGAGUCAUAUUUUGGAGAGACAGAUGCAAGAAGCCCUUGACCUUCUGAAUAUACACCUCAAUAAUGGAGCAGGAAAGACAACCCCAAGGGAAGGCAGUCUGCUGGACCCUGAAACUCUGGUCAGUUGCUGUGAUUUCCAUGUUACUCUUGAGCACCUGUUUCAUUUCAAGCUGUAUAGUGACUUACCAGUUUAUGAUGAACAAGCCCAGUAGAAGACUGUCUGAACUUCACACAUACCAUUCCAGUCUCACCUGCUUCAGUGAAGGGACUAUGGUGUCAGAAAAAAUGUGGGGAUGCUGCCCAAAUCACUGGAAGUCAUUUGGCUCCAGCUGCUACCUCAUUUCUACCAAGGAGAACUUCUGGAGCAUCAGUGAGCAGAACUGCAUUCAGAUGGGGGCUCACUUGGUGGUGAUCAAUACUGAAGCUGAGCAGAAUUUCAUCACCCAACAGCUGGAUGAAUCAUUUACUUACUUCCUGGGUCUUUCUGAUCCACAAGGUAAUGGCAAGUGGCAAUGGAUCGAUAAUACUCCUUCCAGUCAAAACGUCAGGUUCUGGCACCCCCAAGAGCCCAAUCUUCCAGAGGAGCGGUGUGCUUCAAUAGUUUACUGGACUCCUUUGAAAUGGGGCUGGAAUAAUGUUUUCUGUGAUAAUAAAUACUAUUCAAUAUGUGAAAUGAGGAAGAUUUACAUAUGAGCACGUUUAUUCAUUAAUAUCUUUAAAGUUCAGACCCACCAAGAAACCAUAACUUCUUGGCAUGUCCACUUGACUGUAGCCAUUCUUUUCCUAGCUACUCCUCUUUACUCAUGAUGGAAUGAGUUCUUUCUCCUUCUGAUGGUUAGAGCUUUGUCAACUUGACAAGAAAGAGUCACCUGGGCAGUAGAAUCCUCAGCUAAGGAAUUGCUUCCAUCAGCUUGACCAGUCAGCAAGUCUGUGGGGCAUUUUCUUGAUUAAUGACUGUUGUAAGAGGGUCCAGGGAGUAAGCAAAGCGGCAAAAGCCAUGAAAAACAAGCCAGAGAGCAUCAUCCCUCCAUCUGCCCUCAGGGUUCUGCCCCAGAGUCUUGCCCUGACUUCUUUCUAUGAUGAACUGCUGUUACUUGAAAAUAUAAGAUAAAUAAACAGUUUUGUCCAA
Arvicanthis niloticus (Nile rat) is the source of this 1241-nucleotide messenger RNA. Its product is annotated as C-type lectin domain family 6 member A. Lineage: Eukaryota; Metazoa; Chordata; Mammalia; Rodentia; Muridae. The record is from RefSeq and is a predicted model, not a curated record.